Messenger RNA from Harpia harpyja (harpy eagle), 1300 nucleotides. It is a transcript of the gene GADD45A, whose product is annotated as growth arrest and DNA damage inducible alpha. Gene Ontology annotation, cellular component: nucleus; cytoplasm. The record is from RefSeq and is a predicted model, not a curated record. The transcript is spliced from 4 exons. Gene Ontology annotation, biological process: regulation of cell cycle. Lineage: Eukaryota; Metazoa; Chordata; Aves; Accipitriformes; Accipitridae. Bases 107 to 580 code for a protein of 157 amino acids.
CGGAUAACGCCCGGGGGGCGCCUUUGUUCCGCAGAGGCGGCGGCGGCGCGGAGCGAGCGGGGCGGGCACCGGCACCGGCACCGGCACCGGGACCCCCAGCUCCACUAUGACUCUGGAGGAGCUGCCCGGGGACCACCGCACCGCCGGGAGGAUGGAGCAGGCGGGGGACGCGCUGGAGGAGGUGCUGAGCAAGGCGCUGAGCCAGCGGAGCCUCACCCUCGGUGUCUACGAGGCCGCCAAGCUGCUCAACGUAGACCCGGACAACGUGGUGCUGUGCCUGCUGGCGGCCGACGAAGAGGAGGCGGGGGACGCGGCGCUGCAGAUCCACUUCACCUUGAUCCAGGCUUUCUGUUGCGAGAACGACAUCAACAUCUUACGCGUCAGUAACCCGGCCAGGCUGGCCCAGCUCCUGCUGCCCGCCACCGGCCCCGACUCGCCCGCCGACCUCCACUGCGUCCUCGUCACGAACCCCCAUGCCUCGCAGUGGAAGGAUCCAGCGCUGAGUCAGCUGAUGUGCUUCUGCCGGGAGAGUCGCUACAUGGAUCAGUGGGUGCCAGUGAUUAACCUCCCCGAGCGGUGACCGCGCCGGGCCGAAAACGAACUGAACCGAAUUGCACUGAAGUUUUGCAAUAUUUUAGCAGUUGCUCAGGAAGUAACUCCCUGCCCUGGCGAGAGGAUUGCGGGGGGGGGGGGGUGGGUGGGGAGGAAAAAAAGAAAAAAAAAAGAAAAAAAAAAGAAACAACAAAAAAAAAAGAUAAAACUGAUGUCAAGGGGGGGGGUAGGCUGAAGUUGAACUACGUGUUGUGUGGGACUUCUUUGAAGAAAAGUGACUCCGAAGCGGCGGGGAUGAGCGUGGAAGCGAAGGGAAGAGCAGCGCCUGCGUCGCCGGAGGAAGGAGCCCUGCCUGACGCGCGGGGGUGCCGCACGGCCGGGUUACUCACCGAAAACACCCAACACCCUUCACGGUUUUUUUUUUAAAGUGCAACUUAACAGUUCCUGGUUUAAGUACCUUAAAGAGCAAAAAGGUUAAUCGAAACAUUUUACAAACAAUUUUAUUGUAUUUUUGGGAUGUUAAUUCUCAAGUUUUUAUGCUAAGAUAUAUAAUAAGUUAUUUUAUGAUAUUGAUGAAAAAAUUAUUUAUACUCCGAGGUUUGAGAACCAGAAUGCCCUUAAGCAGUUGGUCUGCAACCACACAUCUUUUAACAGUUGGCUGUUAAAAGCAGCUACAUUAAUAUAAUUGUUUGAAAUUGGAUAGUGUUUUGUUUUUUGGGGUUUUUGGUUGUGUUUUGGUUUUUUUGUU